Molecule: messenger RNA, 2144 nt
Organism: Ilex paraguariensis (yerba mate)
Lineage: Eukaryota; Viridiplantae; Streptophyta; Magnoliopsida; Aquifoliales; Aquifoliaceae
Source: the annotation of a GenBank genome assembly
UUGAGGUGGUCUUCUAUACGAUUUAUAGCCUAACCCAGUGGAUCAAUCAAUAUCUACAUAAAGGAACUUCUGAAAAACAAGAUCAAAUAAAGGCCAAUAGCAAUCAAAACACAUCAACCAGGGAGAGAAAAUGGAGAGCUCAUCAGACCUGAUGAUCGGAAUGGAGAGCCGUUUGGUUCUUAUGUGCAUCGACGCCGCGACUCAAAGCAGAGACACCGUCGAGAAGUGGCGGAGACAGCGACGCACUAUUGAACGCAUGCCGUCUCAGCUCGCCGAGGCUCUCCUCCGUCGCCUCCUCCGUCGCCGACUUCUCUACCCUUCUCUACUCGAAGUUUUUAAACGAAGCGUUGAAGAGAUUGAUCUGAGAGGUGAGAACCAUGUGGAUGCGGAGUGGUUGGCAUACUUGGGUGCAUUUCGAUACUUGCGCUCAUUGAAUGUUGCAGACUGCCAUAGAAUCAAUAAUUCUGCUCUUUGGGCCCUUACUGGUAUGACAAACUUAAAGGAAGUGGACCUUUCUAGAUGCUCUAAGGUUACUGAUGCUGGCAUUAGGCAUCUUUUGUCCAUUCCAUCUUUGGAGAAAUUAUGCAUAUCACAAACAGGUGUGACUGGAGAUGGAGUUACACUUCUCGCUUCACUAACAAACUUGUCCGUGUUGGAUUUGGGAGGCUUACACAUCACUGAUCAGGCACUAAGUUCUCUGCAGGUUCUGACGCAACUGCAGUACCUGGAUCUCUGGGGGAGUGAAAUAUCUAAUACAGGAGCUGCUCUCCUUAAAAUGUUCCCAAAGUUGAGUUUCCUGAAUUUGGCUUGGACCAAAGUUACAAAUUUGCCGAAUUUGUCCUCUCUUGCAUGCCUAAACAUGAGUAAUUGCACAAUACAUUCUCUUUUGGAAGGAGUAGGCAACAAAGCCCCUCUGACAAAACUUAUUCUCUCUGGAGCUACAUUCUUCGAUGUUUCUGAAGCCUUGUUAUACGUCCAAACCAGUUUCCUGUCUUUCUUAGAUUUAUCCAACUCUUCCCUUAUGAGAUUCUUCUUUUUGCCUUAUAUGAGUGCACUAAAUUAUCUGGAUCUCAGUGGCACUCCAAUGGGAGAUGAUGGAGUUGAACAGAUUGCAUGUGUAGGAGCAAAUUUAAGAUAUUUAAAUCUCAACAAAACAAGAGUAAGCUCUGCUGGAGUUAGAAUUUUAGCUGGACAUGUUCCCAAUCUUGAAACUAUAUCAUUGUCUCAGACAGCAACUGAUGAUCUGGCUAUCUCAUACAUUAGCAUGAUGCCUGCAUUAAAAGUCAUCAAACUGGGCAGUAUGUGUAUCAAAGGUUUCAUCAACCAGGUAGGCGCCGAGCCAGUCCCAUCACUUACAGCCCUGAAAAAUCUCCAGUUUUUGGAAAAGUUGGAUUUGGAUGAGACACAGAUUAGGGAUGCAGCACUCUGCCCUCUAUCAACCUUCCGAGGACUAAGCCAUUUAUCUGUCAAAAGUGCUUCCCUUACAGACAUGUCUUUGUACCACUUGUCAUCCAUCCAAAAGUUGAUAAAUCUCAGUAUUCAUGAUGCUGUGUUGACCAAAACUGGGCUUGAUUCAUUUACUCCGCCAGCAACAUUGAGAGUGCUGGAUAUGAGGGGUUGUUGGCUCCUGACAAAGGAUGUUCUCUUGGAAUUUUGUAAGAGGUACUCCAAUAUUGAAUUGAGGCAUGAACUCGUCCAUAUCCUCCCAUCUGAAACAGAUGGCUUUCCGUCUACAUCACGAGUAUCUUCAAAAACUUUGAAAUCGAAACAGAAGCUGGGAAAACAGGCCAUAUUAUCCUCUAAUUCCCUGAAGGACAUGUUUAUAGAUCAGCGGUUGAAGUAUAGCAGAGAAGAACUACUUGCACUGCAGUUUUCAUCCAUGUCACUUGCUCCUUCCGAUGGUAGAGGUUAUCUGAUGCCCGAGUAAGUAGUCAGUUUAUGGAAUAACUUCCUUAACUUUGCCAAAGUCCGUUAUAUUUUGAACGAAAAAGAAACGUUAUUCUUUCUGCCUGCCAAUGAAUCUGGGAUGGCGAGGUAUGUCCUCUCAUUUGUUUUGUAGAAAAAUUACUCCAUAACUAAUUCACAGACCUCGGUGUUCAAUUAAAAACAAUUCAAUACUUGUGCUUCCAAUCUUUUGAUGAUCC